GUAAUCCAACAGAAGAACCAGCCAUUUUGGAAUCAUUCCAGAUCGAUUCUGCUAAAGAUAAAAUGGAAUCAAUUGCAUCCAAAAGCCUGGCAUCUUUGAGUAUAGUAAUCGAAUUCAUACAAUAUUUGUUAGAAGAGCUAUUCUUAUCUGGUAGUCAACCUCUAAAGUCUAUAAAGUUUUUUCCUUCCAAAACCAUAGUUUCCAGUUCUAUAGAUAUUAAGAGGCUUGCCAAUUUAUUCUCCCAAGCAGAUAGUGCAAGAAAAAAAUUGAUCAUAGCAAAAUCUGAGGAUAAGAAACUUGCAAAUAAGACUGCAAGUACACAAAUUUAUGCUAAAAUAAAAUUAUACCUUACAGACAUUUCCGAUGAAUAUUUAUGUGUAAGAACUUCUAAGGCAAGAAAAAUUAAUAAGUUAUUUGGAUUUGAAUAUGAUUCUAUAACCUUAAACAAGGUCAAAUCGAAGAGAAUCACUGAUCAGAGUUGUGAGAACGAAAUUGCCUUGACUAUAGUUAAUAUAUCAGCUAAUGACCCUAACUCAAAUGAUAAUUUUA
Messenger RNA from Funneliformis geosporum, 549 nucleotides. The record is from the annotation of a GenBank genome assembly. NCBI's taxonomy places the organism in Eukaryota, Fungi, Glomeromycota, Glomeromycetes, Glomerales, Glomeraceae.